Messenger RNA from Staurois parvus, 498 nucleotides. Lineage: Eukaryota; Metazoa; Chordata; Amphibia; Anura; Ranidae. The record is from the annotation of a GenBank genome assembly.
GCAUCGGGCCCCCAGGCGGGGCGACAGGCAUCGGGCCCCCAGGCGGGGCGACAGGCAUCGGGCCCCCAGGCGGGGCGACAGGCAUCGGGCCCCCAGGCGGAGCGGCGGGCGCCGGACCCCCAGGCGGAACAACAGGUCUCGGGCCCUCAGGCGGAGCGGCGGGCGCCGGACCCCCGGGUCGAGCGACAGGUCUCGGGCCUUCAGGCGGAGCGGCGGGCGCCGGACCCCCAGGCGGAGCGACAGGUCUCGGGCCCUCAGGCGGAGCGGCGGGCGCCGGACCCCCAGGUGGAGCGACAGGUCUCGGGCCCUCAGGCGGAGCGGCGGGCGCUGGACCCCCAGGUGGAGCGACAGGUCUCGGGCCCUCAGGCGGAGCGGCGGGCGCCGGACCCCCAGGUGGAGCGACAGGUCUCGGGCCCUCAGGCGGAGCGGCGGGCCCCGGACCCCCAGGUGGAGCGACAGGUCUCGGGCCCUCAGGCGGAGCGGCGGGCGCCGGACCCC